This is a messenger RNA of Prunus armeniaca (apricot), 1599 nucleotides long. The record is from the annotation of a GenBank genome assembly. NCBI's taxonomy places the organism in Eukaryota, Viridiplantae, Streptophyta, Magnoliopsida, Rosales, Rosaceae.
AUGGUCCGAGCACUUGAAGAAGAAGAAGAUAAUUACAAGUCAAGAUUGUAUCAUUUCAAAGGGAUGCAUGAGAAUACAGGAAGGCAUACCAAGAGUUUGAGCGUUGAGAGCGCUACCGCGUUAGAGUUUCAGGACGAUGAUAAGAAGGGUUCAAGAAGUAAUGGAGCUCAAGGCUCCAAGUCACGGUUGAGCAAAGAAGAAGCCGAAGCCAGAGAAAAGCAACAACAGACAGAUAUGGAGCAGAUGAAGGAGAGGUUUGCCAAAUUGCUUUUGGGAGAAGAUAUGUCUGGUGGAGGAAAGGGUGUUUCGUCAGCUUUGGCAUUGUCGAAUGCUAUUACAAACCUUGCCGCUUCUGUUUUUGGAGAACAAACUCGCCUAGAACCCAUGUCCGCAGACAGGAAAAAGAGGUGGAGAAAAGAAAUAGAUUGGUUAUUAUGUGUGAGUGAUUACAUAGUUGAAUUUGUUCCUUCACAACAGAAAUCCAAGGAUGGAAGCAAUAUGGAGAUAAUGGUGACUCGGCAACGAACAGAUCUUCACAUGAACAUUCCUGCCCUGCGAAAGCUUGAUGCAAUGCUUAUUGACUGUCUAGAUAAUUUCAUAGACAAGCAAGAGUUCUAUUAUGUAUCCAAAGAUGCUGAUGAGAAUGAGAAAGGAAAUGCAAAGAGAAAAGAUGACAAAUGGUGGCUACCUACUCCUAAAGUUCCGCCGAAUGGUUUAUCAGAAGCGGCAAGAAAAUUUUUGCAGUAUCAAAAAGAUUGUGUCAACCAAGUGCUUAAAGCAGCAAUGGCCAUAAAUGCUCAAGUUCUAUCAGAAAUGGAAAUUCCCGAGAACUACAUUGAAUCCCUCCCGAAGAAUGGAAGGGCAAGUCUUGGUGAUUCGAUCUAUCGGAGCAUUACAGUUGAAUUCUUUGAUCCUGACCAAUUUCUUUGCAGCAUGGACUUAUCAUCAGAGCACAAAAUACUGGACCUCAAGAACAAAAUGGAGGCUUCCAUGGUAAUAUGGAAAAGAAAGAUGAACCAAAAAGAUGGGAAAUCAGGUUGGGGCUCAGCCGUGAGCUUGGAAAAGAGAGAGCUCUUUGAAGAGAGAGCAGAGACCAUCUUACUCCUCCUCAAGCAGAGGUUCCCUGGAAUCCCUCAAUCUUCACUAGACAUCAGUAAAAUCCAAUACAACGCGAAUGUUGGACAGGCUAUUCUUGAGAGCUAUUCAAGAAUACUAGAAAGCUUGGCCUUCACAGUCUUGUCCCGGAUUGAAGAUGUACUAUACGCUGAUUAUGCUUCUCAGAAUCCAUCACAUGUAGCAUGUAAAAGGAACAAUUUAGGAGAAUCUACACCAGUUGCAACUUCUCCAGAUAGGUCCACAAAAGAAGAGAAUUCCGGGACAGAGACACCCGGUUCAAUGACACUGUCGGAUUUCAUGGGUUGGGGAUUGGAUCAAGCUGACACUGAGGCACAAAAGGACCUAGAUGCUACAGAUGAAGGCAAAGACUUCUGUGAGGUUAAGCAUCCACAUAUGCAGAAGAUUGCCAACAUAGUCACCAACAAGAAGAUUUCCUAUCUAGAUAACUUGGGUGGAUUGAGAAGUCCAACGGCACGCCACUAA